Molecule: messenger RNA, 1638 nt
Organism: Effrenium voratum
Lineage: Eukaryota; Dinophyceae; Suessiales; Symbiodiniaceae
Source: the annotation of a GenBank genome assembly
CUAGCCGUGCUUGGGGACUAGUAGAUCUCCGAGAGGCGGUCCACAGCUAGCAAUGAAGUUCGGGUGCGUUGGCAUCGUUUCCAUCCUCUUCUCUUUCCAAGGAGCCGCGGCGGUCUCUUCGCAGAGGGCAACAGGAGCGAAGUCUUCAAGCAGCCCUUGGCUGUCGCUUCUGACAAACAGCUGGGCGCUGUCUGGGGAGUCGCAGCCUGAUCAGACAAAAGGUCUGGACAGCCUUGCCCAUGACAUCGUCCAGUUGGCCAAGACCGGUGCUGCUGCGCCGGAUGCGACCAUGACCAGUGCGAUAGACAGCAUCCGCAGCAUUGUGACAGACAUGAAGGCUGCAGUGAACGACAGCCACAGUGCAGCUCAGGCGGCGAUUGACCAGAAGGCGAAUCUGGUCACGGCUUGCAAGGCGCCAGCUGCGACGGACAUGACCAACUUCCAGUUGGCGAUGCCUGUGAACGCGGAAGCCGUCCUCACCUGCAGAGAGAGCGAGAAGCCGCUAUACGAUAGCUACACCCUGUGCGAGAGCGAGAAGGCGCGGUGCAGCAACACCAAUGAGUGCUGCGCUGCCUUGGUCCAGCCAAACAAGUACUGCCUGAACCCUGGCAUCGCUCCAUCGCCGCUGCAGUACGAGUCCACCUGUGAGGGGGCGUCCAUGUGCAAGGAGGCGGACAUGACCAGCAAGUUGGCCUUCUUCAAGGGGAAGCUUCAGGAGUUGGAUGCAGCUGAGGCAGCCUGCGAGACUUCCCGCGCAGGCUGCCAGGAAUCCUAUGACUGCGCGACGAAGGAGGCAGCCUGGAAGACCCAAAAGCUGGCCUGCCACGACAAGCAGACUGAGUUCGAGCAGUCCUACUGCAACCUGGCGACCAGCGUAGAGGCCCAAUGGGACUCCUACUUGCGUUGCUACGAUGUGAACAAGACUGGCCUGGUGUCGGAGGAGCAGAAGCAGGCGGCGGCGCUGCCUGGGCGUCAACAGGAGUGGCGGGCGCUGCUGCGCAUCGACUGCCUGCUGAGUGCUCUGGCCUCUUCGGACGUGAACGCGGAACUGGAGACUUGCAUCAAGGCGAACUACACCGCCGACGACUGGAAGCAUCUGAGCCUCUCGUACCCUUCCAAGUUGGACACCUUCGUGGCGCGGCAAAGCUGCUCCGAGGAGCUCCUUGCGCCGGGCACUACGUACUUCAAGGAGCACAUGUACUCCAAGGUGGACAAGGCCCUGAUGCCGGAGCAGCUGACCACCUACUUCUGCGUCUCAGGCCUGAGCACCAGCCACUGCAGCGCCAAGACCAGCGCCAUGCUACUCCUGACCAAGGCUGUGAAGAGGCACCACGGGCACCGGCACCUGACCUUCCGGCGCCUCGCACACAAGCACCACUGAGACAGGCCAGGGAGAGGAGGGAAGGAGGGAAGGAGGCAAGGAGGCAAGGAGGACGGAGGUGAUUUGCGCCAUCUCUGAGAGCUUGCGCUUGGAUGGCGUUGGCCACAGGCGUGGGUGUGACCAUACUGUACUCAAACAGAGUGCAGGUCCAGCGGAUGAGAGAUGCAGAGAGAGAGAGAGAGAGCCCCUGGAAAGAAGCAGGGGAACCUCAAGCGAGCUCACUCGCAAAAGAGGCUUCCUCGCAUAAUUCUGCUGAG